GUAACGUUUUUUGUUUACUGUCAAAAAGAGCGUCUGCUAAUAUCAACAUAUUUUUACUUUUAUUAAAAUAAUAACUUGAAAAAAUUUUGUGUUUUUCCGAAAAGAAAACUACUGAAUAAUGUUAGAGAAUUAUUUUUACUGUUUAGAAGAAAACAAUUCAAUGUUCAAAAUUUAAACUUCCGUAUUUAUGGUAUUUAUUUAUCAAUGUUUUAUGAAUCGCAAUGAUUUGCUGUUAGCACUCUCAAAGUAAAUUAUUUCUUUAAACAUAAAUAUAUUAGAAUUUAGGCAAAAAUAUGAGUGGUUUAAGAAGUGGUACCUGUAUGGCAAUGUGUCCAGAAAAAGAACGACGCAUGAGAGAAGAGAAAUGUUUAUUGCACAUUUUUGAGAAGGACGAGACAAAAAAUACAAAAUAUCCAAAAGCAGAUUCUGCGAAAAUAGUCAAGUGUUUCAAUAGACCAGCAGCUGGCCGAUCAAUGACAGAUCUCAGUGAAUUAAGACCUAAACCGGUUUUAAUUAUGACUAUUAACUAUUUAUUUACCAGAAUAGCAACAAGAGCCGAUUAUAAUUGGGUAUUUAUUUACGAUUUUAUUUUUGAUAGAUUGCGAGCCAUAAGGCAAGAUUUAGUUAUUCAAAGAAUCGAUCCACUGGACGCAAUUGAAAUAUUAGAACCAAUCGUUCGAUUCCACGUUUAUGCGGCACAAAGAUUGUGUACCCAUUCUAUCUCUACGUUUGAUCCAAAAAUAAAUUAUCAACAUUUGCUAGAGUGUUUAAAACACUUACUGGUUUGUUAUGAUGAGUGCAGUAAAAUUGAGAUCGACAAUAAUGAUAUUGAUGCGGCAUUGAAAAAUUUGAAUUUGAGGAAUAAUCGUUCGGAAAUGGAAGCUAUUUAUCUUUUGAUCAAUUUAGGGGAAAUUAAUUCUCUCACUAGGGGUUUAAAUUUACCGAGAAGAUAUAAGCAAUCUUCAGAAGUGAAACUAGCGAUGAAAAUAUCACUUACUGCUUACUUGAAAAAUUAUGUUCGCACCUGUCGAUUAAUAAGUACAUUGCCGCCUUUAUUGAAAUCCGCCGCUUUAUGUAAUUUAAGAAAAAUAAGAAGUGAAUCAUUGCAAGUGAUGAGUGAAGGAUACAAUAGCAAGACAUUAACAUUCCCAAUAAAUAAAUUGCAAGAAAUAUUACUAUAUCGUGAUAUUUGUCAAAUCAAGACUGAUUGCCAAUUGUUUGGCCUAAUGUUCACUAAUGAAAAUGUUUUCUUUGAAAAAAAGAAAUUUGUGAACGCUGAUAAAUUUGCUUAUCCAGAAAUGUUGUUUGACGCGAAAGAAUUGCACCAACUUUUACCAGGAAUUUUAUUAGAUUAGUGAAAAAAAUAAUUCUUGAUUAUUAAGAAUUCAGAGAAAAAGUCUGCUAGUAUAAUGUAAAAUAUUCAACAAACUGGUUUUGUAAAAAAAUAGGAUCAAUGUUAUUAAAAUUAAAUAAACUCUAUUUAAAUUA
Messenger RNA from Leptopilina heterotoma, 1488 nucleotides. RefSeq names its product germinal-center associated nuclear protein. Lineage: Eukaryota; Metazoa; Arthropoda; Insecta; Hymenoptera; Figitidae. Gene Ontology annotation, biological process: spindle assembly; centrosome duplication. The record is from RefSeq and is a predicted model, not a curated record. The coding region runs from base 294 to 1355 and encodes 353 amino acids. The transcript is spliced from 7 exons. Gene Ontology annotation, cellular component: spindle; nucleus; centrosome.